Cydia amplana is the source of this 1206-nucleotide messenger RNA. RefSeq names its product odorant receptor 67a-like. The record is from RefSeq and is a predicted model, not a curated record. The transcript is spliced from 9 exons. Gene Ontology annotation, molecular function: olfactory receptor activity; odorant binding. Gene Ontology annotation, cellular component: plasma membrane. Gene Ontology annotation, biological process: sensory perception of smell; detection of chemical stimulus involved in sensory perception of smell. Lineage: Eukaryota; Metazoa; Arthropoda; Insecta; Lepidoptera; Tortricidae. Bases 1 to 1206 code for a protein of 401 amino acids.
AUGGCUUCACUGGAACAGUUGCCUUCUAGUUUAAUUGAUACAAUUAUUAUACCAGUCAAGUUAGCUAGAUUUAUUGGACAAGAAUUCUUCGACUAUGACAAGGCUCGUUUUGAAAAUUAUUGCAGAUUAAUCUUAUUUCUGCUUCUGUCUUUUAUGUUUACUUUUGGCUUGAUUUAUUUCAUUAUAAAAAUAAACGAACUAGAUGCUGGCAUUUUGGAGAUUGCUAAUGCCAUACCUAACUUAUUUCUUGUGACCCAAAGUUUAUUAAAAUUAUCGUUAAUUCGCAAGAAACAUCUCCUAAGGAGUGUUGUUUAUGAAAUAGCUGAGCUGUGGCCAGGCGACAUGGAGAACCGAGAAAAGAAAGAGCUCAUGGACUACUGGCUGCACCGCACUAAAACGACAUGCGCCUCUAUAGUCAAGUUAACUGUAGUCGGUAUUUUAUUAUUCAAUGGGAUUCCUUUUGUCAUAUACCUUAUCCUGCGAAUCCUGGAUAAAAACCCCGCCUAUGUUUUACCGUAUGAAGUGUACUAUCCGUUUGAGAUUGACUCGGAGUGGAAAUUUAUGGCGGUUUUGUUGAUGCAAACUAUAACAACACUAAUGAUUUAUGAAUGCAGCUACCUGCCCAGCGAUAUGUUCCUAUUCUCGUUAACGGUCAACUUGUCCAUGCUGUUCCGUCUGCUGCAACACGACCUGGUGAACAUUAACGUGGAUCGCCGGGGACAGGGAGCGGAUGAAUUUCUGGAAAACCUUAAAAAUAUCGUUAAGAGACAUCAAAAAAUGUUGAAGUUAGCAGAGGAUUUGAAUGAAAUAUUUGGUGCUAUUUUGUUUAAUGUGUUAGUCUUCUCGUCUCUAAUUAUUUGUUUAUUUGGAUUUCUUAGUAUAGUGACUACGGCGAAAUCGCAGCAGAUCAUGUAUUUGACGGCUGCGCUAGAGAUACUGUUUGCUGUGUUUUAUAUUAUGCUGCCGGGGCAGAUUCUAUCAGAUACAAGCAGUGGAGUCGCUGACGCCGCCUAUGAAAGCCCAUGGUACAACAGCGAUCAAAGAUUCAGGAAAAUUAUAGCUAUCAUCAUUGUAAGGUCACAAAAGCCAUGCCAAUUGCGCGCAAUGGGAUACACUGUUAUGAACUUCGAAACAUUUUAUAAGAUGUGCGGCACAACCUGGUCGUAUAUGUCUGUAGUAAAUCAAAUGUACCAAAACACACUUUAA